AGACUUGAGGUGUCCUGGAAACACUGUGGGUUAUAGUGUCCUUGAGCCCACUCCUGUGUUGAUAGUUGAGACCCAUGCUGGCCUGUGAUGGGGAAAGUGAAGAGAGACAGGGCAAGGAACACCUCCCAUCUUGGGCCCCAGGAUGGAAAAGUGAAGAAAAUGAAUCUAGUAAAGCCAGAUGAUCAUGUCAAGACAAUGAAGAAGAUCUCCAAUAAUUUUAUCUCAAAUACCAAGCAUAAUGUACAAGGUGUUGAAAAUAAAAAAUUGCAAGUUGAAUCAUUAGCAAAUAAGAGAAAGAGGAAAAAAAGCAAAAAUAAGUUCAAGCAAAUACAAGAUGAUGAAGUUUCCAGCACAUCAGCAAUAAUCAAAGAGAACUUACAGAUGCCAAAAUCUUCAGUUUCCACAAAAUUUUUACAUCCUUGUAAAGUUAAGUCAGACGGUGUGGAUUUUUCUCUUCUUUGGCUCAACUAUAAACCUCGUUCUACUCCUCUGAUAAAAGCUGGAAGUGAUUGGUACAUGCAGCUUAUGACUGAAGAGCCUGAGAUCAUUCCUACUGAUCCUCUUAUUAAGCAAAAGCUAAAGGAAUUAGCAGCUGAAAUUCUUCAGCACGAUGUUAUUAAUUACAACAGGAUUGAAGAAAGGGGGUCAAAAAUGCAAGAGGUUAAGUUUAGAAAAACUGUGAUGUCCCAUGGCACAUCACGAGAUAAAUUAGCUGCACAUGUCCUAAGGUGUAUGGACUCCCCAGUUCACAGUUUGAGUAACCUCAACUCUCUUAUAGCUAUGGUGACACCAAAAGCUAAGAGUGGGUAUGAAGAGGCCAUGAGUUCACUGCUGGAGCUGUUUCAGUCAACCUUUAUGCCAGGUAGAAGACAAGCUAAGAAAUUUGAAGCCCACAGCUUCUCUUGUUUGGCCCCUGUCAUUGUCACUAAUCGUGAGAUAGCAGAAAAACAGCUGGCAUUCUGGUACUUUGAAGAUCAGCUUGCCUAUGUUUAUCAGAAGCUUGUCAGACAACUCACUCAGGUUGCUCAUGACACAGUGGACAAGAACAAGUUGAAAGGAAUACAAAGUCUUGUUGAUUUGUUGAAAAGUAAUCCCAAUCAAGAGCCUAACCUUAUUGUGGAGGCUAUUAUUAACAAGUUAGGUGAUCCCUCAAGAAAAGUUGCUGCACAAACCAUGUACUGGUUGAGAACACUACUUCAGAGACAACCAGCACUCAAAAUCCAAGUUGUAACUUCAGUUGAGGUGAUGCUGUAUAGGCCAAAUGUGAAUGAAAAAGCUCAAUACUACUGCCUUUGCUUUUUAAAAGACUUGAUUUUCUCCGAUGAUGAUAACAGGCUUGCUGCAGAACUUCUUAAACUGUAUUUUGGUUUUUUUAAAGCUUGUACAAAAAAGGGAGAAGUGGACACUCGACUUAUGAGUGCCCUGUUGCGAGGGAUCAACAGAGCUUUCCCCUACUCCCGGCUGGAAGGCAGUGCUUUAGAGGAAAAGCUUGACACAUUAUACAAGCUAUGUCAUCUUGUCAACUUUAUCAUAGCUACUCAAGCUCUUCAACUGAUAUACCAAGUAUUGAGCAACAAGCAGCAAAUUUCUGAUAGAUUUUAUCAAGUGAUGUAUAGACAGAUCCAAGACCCUGCCUUUGGAAUUUCAUCAGCAAACAGUGCCUUUUUGAACUUAUUAUUCAAGGCUCUAAUAUCCGAUGGGUCACUGCAAAGGAUUCAAGCUUUUAUCAAGCGUCUGCUACAGACAACACAGUACCUGAAUUCACACAUGACAUGUGGUAUUUUGUACCUUAUUUCGGAAGUAAUAAAAGAAAAACCAGGACUCAAGAAGAUGACCCAAACAUUACUACAAACCAAUUUAAAUGAUGAUGAUGGCUUAGAGGUCUUCUCAGAUGCAGAAGACAUAGAUGAAAUUGAAAAUCAAGAGGAAAGUGUUGAAAAUAUUAAUAAGGAAUUGACAGAUGUUACUAAAAAUUAUCAAGAAAAGUUUCCCUCUGCAUCAAUUGAAGAAAAUAAAGUCAAAAUUGAUUGUUCUGAAAUGUCUUCUAGUAAACCUAAUAUAUUUUCAUCAUGGAUGCAUCGUGGACCAUCAACAACUGCUCUUACAGUUUAUGAUCCCUACCACCGUAACCCUUUAUAUUGUGGGGCUGAAUAUAGUCCUGUGUGGGAACUUGGAUACCUUAAGGCACACUACCACCCAUCUGUAUCACUGUUUGCAAGCAAACUCAUAAAUGGCGAAGCUAUUGAGUAUUCUGGAGAUCCACUUCAAGACUUCACACUCAUGAGAUUCCUUGAUAGAUUUGUCUACAGGAAUCCCAAGAAAAUGACUGGCCAAAAAGAUGGUGCAGGUGGAAAUGUACUAGGUCGACGAACACAAUACAUUCCUCUUGGUGCUCGAGGAAUUGCAGUUAACAGUGAACAAUUCAGUUUACUAGAUCCACAGAAAGUACCAGAAGAUGAACACUUCUUCCACAGGUACUUCACACAAUACAAGACUAGAGUGAAGAAAGAGCCGGUGGAUGAGGAGGAUUCUGGUAGUGUUGAAGAUGAAGAAUUUGACCAGUAUCUUGGCAGGAUGCAAGGGGUGGGUGCUGAUGAUGAAUUGGAUAUGGAUGAUGACAUAGACUUUGCUGCUGGAACCACCUCCACUUCUCAUAUUGAUGAAGAGGGUUUGGAAAGUGAUGAAGAUGACAACAUGAGUGAUGAAGAGCUUGAUGAUGGGAAUGAAGAAGAACCAAGUUUUGGUGGUGGCAGUGAUAUUGAUGAUGAUGGGCAUUGGCAAGAGUUCAGUGAUAAAGAUGAUUUGGAUGGACUUGACAAUGAUGAUCUAAACUUUGAUGAAACAGAAGAAUUUUCAAAUGAUGAGAGUUUUGAGGUGGAGAAAUCAAUGAAGAAAAAGAAAAGUGGAAAAUUCUCCCAUAAACCGUCGAAGAAAAAAGGUUCCGAUUCCCUGAGCUCAAUGUUUGCUAGUGCUGAGACUUUUGCCCAUUUACUGGAAGAAAAUGCAGAAGGGAACAUGAACCCUAACACAACUCAGUCAAUGGCAAAUAAGGACAGAGCACAUGCCAAGCAACUCAACUGGGAAGUAGACCGUGACCAGAACAUGAAAGGAAAUGAGUGGCACAAGAAAAAGCAAGGAAAGUGGCAUGGUACAGGACAGCGCCAUGAAGGAUUCAAGAAUAGGAAGGCUAGGAGUCAGUUUAUGGGUAAAAGAGGAGGAUUUAAGAAAUCUAAGAGGGGCAGGAUGCAUUAAAUAUAUAUUAUUACUUUGUUAAACCUGUAUUAUGUAUGAUUGUUUUAUUACAUCUCAAAUCUUGUAUUUGGCUGUAAAUAGUAUUAUCUGUAAUAAAUCUUUUAAUAUCA
This is a messenger RNA of Homarus americanus (American lobster), 3362 nucleotides long. It is a transcript of the gene Noc1, whose product is annotated as CCAAT/enhancer-binding protein zeta-like. Gene Ontology annotation, cellular component: nucleus. The transcript is spliced from 19 exons. NCBI's taxonomy places the organism in Eukaryota, Metazoa, Arthropoda, Malacostraca, Decapoda, Nephropidae. The record is from RefSeq and is a predicted model, not a curated record. Bases 88 to 3252 code for a protein of 1054 amino acids.